Messenger RNA from Anguilla rostrata (American eel), 1321 nucleotides. RefSeq names its product olfactory receptor 4E2-like. The transcript has a single exon. Gene Ontology annotation, cellular component: membrane. Gene Ontology annotation, molecular function: G protein-coupled receptor activity; odorant binding; olfactory receptor activity. Lineage: Eukaryota; Metazoa; Chordata; Actinopteri; Anguilliformes; Anguillidae. The record is from RefSeq and is a predicted model, not a curated record. Bases 86 to 1015 code for a protein of 309 amino acids. Gene Ontology annotation, biological process: G protein-coupled receptor signaling pathway; detection of chemical stimulus involved in sensory perception of smell.
GCGGUACAGGAAAAAUUAACACCAGAAAAACUGGCGCAAGAACAUCACAGAGUCUCCCCGGAGUUUUACACAUCUCCGUUGUAAUAUGGAGAAUUCUACUGAAAUUGUGUUUUUUCUACAAGGACUGAAUGACACGAAGUCAAACAAAUACACAUACUUUGUCAUCACUCUUCUCGUUUACCUUUUUACUAUUUUAGUAAACGUGACUUUGAUUGUGACUAUUAUUUUAAACAGAAUGCUCCAUGAGCCCAUGUUUAUAUUUGUCUGCAACUUGUGUGUAAAUGGGAUAUUUGGUGUCUCUACAUUUUAUCCGAAAAUAUUGGAGGACCUUUCAUCAGAUGUGAGUGUUAUUUCGUAUAAGGCUUGUCUCGCUCAAAUGUUUGGAAUAUACAAUUACGUCUUCUGUGAAAUCACUACGUUGGCAGUGAUGGCUUAUGACAGGUAUAUUGCGAUAUGCAAGCCGCUCAAUUACCAUUCCAUCAUCACGCCUCGGAAGGUGGUGCAAUUGUUGAUUUUUACGUGGUUGUCUUCUAUCAUCGAAUCAAUUGUUGUGGUGGGCCUCGUAGCCAGACUAUCUCUCUGUAGAUUCAACAUCGAAAAGCUUUACUGCACAGCCUGGGCAGUGGUAAAGCUGGCAUGUGUGGAUACCAUUGUGAACAAUAUAUACGGGUCAAUACUCAUGGUUUGUCACGUAUCCGAAGCACUGGUGAUCUUUGUUUCCUAUGUUAAUAUCGUCAAAGUAUCUGUGCGAUCGCCGGAAGACCGGAGUAAAUUCAUGCAGACCUGUUUGCCACAUUUAAUCUCAUUGGCUAACUUCUCAGUCGCAGUCGUUUUUGACAUCAUGUAUGCUCGCUAUGGUUCCUACACCAGCCUGCACGCUCUCCGCAAUUUCAUGUCCCUGGAGUACCUCCUUGUUCCACCGAUACUGAACCCCCUCAUUUAUGGCCUGAAAAUGAACCAGAUCCGCCAGAGAAUCUUUAGAAUUUGCAGCCGGAAAAGAGAUGCUCUAAAGUGAAUAUCGUUUUUACCAUCCUCACCAUGUUGAAAAAGACUAUUAUAUGUGUUGAAUUUAGAUCAUUUUGCGACAUUUUAAGGGUGAAAAUGUCCUUUUUUUCCCAAUAUACGGGCAGAUAGCCUACAACAACUGCAUCUGCUUACGUAGAAAGUUUGGAGUGGGAUUAUUUGAAAACGCUGCAGGAAUAUUUCACUCAUUUCACAUCAAAGGUACUUCAGGACCUGAUCUCUCAAAUGCAAGUGACAGAAUUGUGAGACAAAAUUAAUUCUGAAAAAGUAUGACUAGUUAAGCCAGUUCUCCGUUGUU